AUGGCGGCGAGACCGGUUGUAAUUAGCGAAGUUCUAUAUUUUUUGGUUGGUAACUUCGACUUAUUUGAUAAUGAGACGUUUAUAAAUAAUACUGCUGAAUUUUUCUCCAACGAGGACUUUAUUGACGCUCAAAAAAUUUUGAAAUUAGAGUUGGAAAAUGUUAAAAUUGAAAAGUUUGAAAAACCUACUUCACGUGGCAACACAAGGCGCGAUAAACUAUCUAAUAAAAAGGGUGGUGGUGUCGGGAUAUUUCUUAAAUUGGGACUAGAUUAUACACUUUUCGACAAUGCCCUAUCAACGGACGACGUCGCCGAUUGUCUAUGUAUUGAAAUUAAAUUUCACAAAUCCAACGUCAUCGUAUUUGCUAUCUAUAGACCACCAAACUCUGACCCCUCCAAUUUAAUUCAAAAACUUGACCUCGCUUUAUCUAGUCUUAAAACCAAUUCUAAAGUUUACCUUGUCGGCGAUUUCAACUUAGAUCUCUCAAAGGCCUGCUCUGAUAAACUCGUUGCUUCCUUUUCCGAUUUACUGGCUUCCUUCAACUUUGUUCCUCUUAUAUCUCAGCCUACCAGAGUGACUCAUUCUUCCUCUUCUAUAAUAGACAAUAUCUUCACAAGCAAUCUAUCUCAUCACAUUUCUGGUAUUCUUUUACAUGACUUUUCCGACCAUUUUCCUAUUUUCGCUUUAUGUCCAAAUCACUGUUUCCCCAUUCCAACAGCUCCAAUUAAACUUCGUAGAAAUCUCUGUCCUGAUUCUCUUAGGAAAAUCAACCUCCAACUUUCUGUCCAAGACUGGUCAUCUGUCACUACUCAAGAUAAUAUUAAUACAUGCUGCUCUACGUUUUAUGCCAUUCUUUUCUAUAUUCUGGACUCCGUUUCCCCUCUGCUUCCAAUAUUAACUUUGUUUUUCGAGUGUUAA
This is a messenger RNA of Helobdella robusta, 918 nucleotides long. RefSeq lists its product as hypothetical. The record is from RefSeq and is a predicted model, not a curated record. Lineage: Eukaryota; Metazoa; Annelida; Clitellata; Rhynchobdellida; Glossiphoniidae. The transcript is spliced from 3 exons. Bases 1 to 918 code for a protein of 305 amino acids. Gene Ontology annotation, molecular function: catalytic activity.